Molecule: messenger RNA, 2803 nt
Organism: Planococcus citri (citrus mealybug)
Lineage: Eukaryota; Metazoa; Arthropoda; Insecta; Hemiptera; Pseudococcidae
Exons: 4
Coding region: 226-2151 (641 amino acids)
Source: RefSeq, a predicted model, not a curated record
AUAUUGAUUUACGUUUUCGUCCAGUUUUCCUACGUCGAUAAUUCUCGCUGCUUGUUUCCAGAACGUUUUAACGGUUUCGUCCGGAUUUCCGACGCCGAUAAUUCUUGCUGCUUGUCUCCAGAACGUUGUGACGGAACUUUUAAUCGAUUCUCGAUAUUGAUUUACGUAUCAGUUCAGUUUGACUGCGCCGAUAAUUCUUGCUGCUGGUCUCCAGAACGGUUCAAAAUGGAAGUUGAACAACUCCAAGUAUCAGAAAUGGCUCAAGUCUCGCCAGAAGUAUACGAUAUGAUUCAUUCUACUACGGUAUCGCUAAAAGAACUAUCGGCAAUAACCGUUAGCCUGGAAAUACUAUGGCGCCGUGAAAUUACUAAUGAACAUCGCCAAACCAGUUUAUUAAAAAGUUUUAGGAUUGGGCAACGUGACUCAGAGUCUGUAGUACAAAUCCCAUGGAAAGCUGUUCUUCCUGAUUUACCAUCAGCGAUUUACGAUCUCGUUAAUAAAUACGUCAUAGUAUUACGGAAUUCGCUCAGUCACUGGCUAACAAUUUCUGCUCAGUAUACUUCGGAUUUUGAAUGUUGGUCGGAAUUUUUAGGGAAAUUCGCUGAUUUUGUGUGCGAUUACGACGGCGCUGUACAUUUUCGUAGGACAGCCGAACGUAUCCUGCGUUGUGAUAGGGUCAGCGAUGAUAUGAAAUUCAGAAUCGCCUGCGCGUAUUAUUUCGAAGACGAUAUUCGACGAUUGUGGCCAUUUGUUUCGAAGAACAUGGACAUCGAUAGUAUUGAUUUUAGAACACAUCCGCAUACGUAUUACUGGAUUUGUCGUCUGUCGAAUAAGUUGGAUAAGAUUAGUCUAACCGAGGGAAACGUUAAUAUCGAUGAAGAAAUGUUGAAUCAGUACUGGGGGGCUACUGAAGCUUCGUUGGAGUACUUUUGGAAAGGCGUGUCUGUCGAAAAUCGAAUGCAAAAAGCUGUCGACGUUCACUGCUACGAUCCGCAAUGUUUUGUUAGGAUCAUUCUACCGAAACUGGACGAUCAACAGCUGGAGGAAUUUGUCAAUGAGCGCGGCCACCGCUUAAUGUUUUACCUGUUGCGGACUUACUGGAACGAUGAAAGACUCGUUCUAAAAACUUGGUUGUACAUUAGAAACGUAAUGAAUCGAAGCACUUUCACGAAACAUGUUUUCAUGCAGGGCUUGCUGAAAGAUCAUCACAGAGAAGUGGUGGACGAAUCCGACGAUGGCUUUGAUGGCAUUUCCGUAGUGAGAAAUAGUUUCUUGUAUUUGUGUAGUGAAAUAUGGAACAACACUCCGGAUAAUUUGAAACAAUCAGCGAUCGCAGAUUUGUUAUCCGGUUCCAAGUUGUUGGAAAGGUUUCAGUUUGAUAUGUGGAUGCCUGAUAAUUAUUGUGUUACAAUUCAGCUAAACGUCGAGCUGCUAUUGAUCAUUUUACGAUGCGUAUCCUUUGCAGAGAGAAACUCAUUCUGGCACAACUGCUGGCACCUGUUGAUUGCAAUGGUGCCAGGCGAAGAUUUGCAACGAAUUAUGAAUCUGUGUUUCGAAAACAACGAACGUAAGAUGGCUAAAUUUAAGCAGCACACCAUGGCCAUUAGUGAAACUGUACGUGAAUUGUGCGUUGAAUUACUGCGAAAGGGCAAGCAUUUCAACUAUUUGAUUGAGUUUGUGAGUUUCAUGUGUCCCGAAAAGCAAACCGCCAGCGAUUACAAACAACUAAUUGUUGAAUCGUAUUUUCUCGGUCAAUGCUAUUCUGGGAUCAGUAAUCGUUCUGAAAAAUUCAUCGAGUUCAUCACCGAUGCUUAUACCACCGUCGACGAGUUAUCCGUCGACUUCAAAACUCAACCGAUGUUUUCAGAAGUUUGGGCGAAUACGCUUAUCAAAUUCAUUCACGAAUACGUUUCGACGGAAGAAGCUGUAGUACAGCGCAAAAUUCGUAUUGCUGAAUUGGUGAAAGAGUAUUUGACCAUUAAUCGUCAUCUUCUUCGUAGUGAAGAACCUCGAGACAAAAACGUUAUGUUUGAUUUUAAUAAGAUUUUGUUGUGGUGUUUGGGGAGCGAGGAAGAAGUUGAGAAAUUCGAAUCAAUGUUGCAAAAGCAGGGACUGAAAGCUUCAAAAUGUAACUUAACUUUCAGCUUCUAACUUGCGAAAGAAAAAACUGAAACUUUUGGCUUUAGCUUUCAGCUUUAGCAAUUAAUUCGGCUAGCUUUUGGCUAGCUUUCGGUUUUUCUAAAAAUCAGCUAAAUUUGAAAUUUUGAAUGAAAAAUAACUAAGCACCGUAUUCAUAGAUGGUAAAUUUGUUACUUAUGGAUCACUUGUCUAAAAUGGUGAAUUUUGAUUCAAUUUUUCCCAUAGACGAAUGAAAACUUCAUAUUUUCAGAGUGAUAAAUCGAUACUUUGAAGCCAAUUUCUCAACUAAAAAAAUUUCAAAAAAUUCAAUCAAAACUAUAAAAAAAAGCUUGGUAAAAAGCCGUAUGAAAUGAAACUUCUAGCUGGCUUUUGACUUUUUCAAAAUGAAACUUGGCUAGCUUUCAACUUUCAAAAUUCGGUGACAAAUAUGAAACUUUCGGCUUUUUUCGGCUUUUGGCUUUCAGCUUUUGGCUAGCUUUCAGUCCCUGUGCAAAAGUAAUUCUGAUAAUUGCGUCGUAACUUAUUUUUAAUUUCAUUUUAUUUUUCAAGUGUGAGGUUUACGUUAGUUUUUUAGUACUAUCAUUAUUUACGAGUACAUUUUUUAUUCUUCAAUUUUGUAUUGUAAUAAAUAUGAGUUUGUGCCUCGAGUAAAAUCUACAUUAAA